Messenger RNA from Prorocentrum cordatum, 1701 nucleotides. The record is from the annotation of a GenBank genome assembly. NCBI's taxonomy places the organism in Eukaryota, Dinophyceae, Prorocentrales, Prorocentraceae.
AUGUUGUAUUAUAGUGAUCCAGCAGUUUCCCCUUGCAAUGUGGAUGACUUCAUUGCAAGUCUUGCAGAUGGGGUGGGUUACUACAUUGACACGGCCGUGACAGACGGAUGGUGCAGAGUCGUGACCGAAGUUGAGGCGGUCCGACAGCAGACUGGGACAACGGAGUGGACCAGCAGUGCCACAGGAAGCACGUACUUACCAAGGGUAUCGUCUAGUGCGCCGUCGACUCCCACGCCGACAUCCAUUCCCACUCCCGCGCCCACGUCCAGCCCGACGCCAUCCCCGACUUCGGACUACUGGAUCGAGAACACUGGUUGGGGGACAACAAGUUAUUACAAUGCUGGAGUGCAGCCUUGCAACGUGACUCAAUUCGUUGCGGCUCUUACGGCUGGCAUGGGCUAUUAUUAUGAUUCUUCUGCGCAGGACGGGUGGUGUAGAAGCAUUGAUGCGGACAGCGUCGAAUCGCUCCGGCAGGAGGUUGGGACAUCUGCGUGGACUGGCGCCAGCACAGGAAAGACGUACCUACCACCGCUGACGUCCAGCCCGACGUAUGCCCCUGACUCUCCGACUCCCACGCCGACAUCGUACCCGACCCCGAUACCCACGUCCUACCCGACUGCAUCUCCGACUCAGGAAGGCUGGGUCGAAUAUCCUGGUUGGGGGACGCUAGAUUACUAUGUUGACCCUCCGACAUUUCCUUGCAACGUGACUGAAUUCUUCUCGACUCUCGCAGAUGGCAUGGGCUACUACUAUGAUGCCAACGUGCCAGGCGGGUUGUGCAGGAGUAUGUGCUGUGUGGAGAACGUUGAUUUGCUCCGGCAGGAGAACGGGACGUCGGCGUGGACUGACCAGCACAUCACGCCCUGGGGAACCCCCCAAAUCACCGGAUCGACGUACCUGCCGUCGCUGGUGCCCACGCCGGCGCCCAUUGGAUCCCCUGCCGCGGCAGCCUGGGUCGACUACGCCGGCUGGGGGACGGUGGUCUCGUUUUAUGGCCCUCAAGAGGUCCCUUGCGAUGUGGAUGCGUUCAUCGCGACGCUUACGGCUGGCAUGGGUUAUUAUUAUGACUCUGGUGUGGCAGGCGGGCUGUGCAGAAGCAUCAGCGCGGGCCACGUCGAGUCGGUCCGACAGGAGGUUGGGACGUCGGCGUGGACAGAACACGGCACCGGGAAGACGUACCUGCCGACCCCGACUCCCAGCCCGACAGCAUCCCCGACCACGCCGACCCAGGCCUCCGCCGCUCCGCUCUCUGUGUCUGCCACCGGCGACCCUCACCUUGUCAACGUGCAUGGCCAGAGGUUCGACCUCUACCGGCCCGGGGUGUACCCGCUCGUCCGGAUCCCAAGGACGGCGGGGCGGAAGACUGCACUCCUCGUGCUGGCGAGGGCGAUUCGCCUCGGGGCCGGUUGCAAGGAGCUGUAUUUCACGGAGGUCAACAUUACGGGCAUGUGGUCUCGGCGGCACCGGAACCUUACGUGGGUUGCUGGGGAAGGCGAGUCUGGCCGCCCAAGGUGGAGGAUAUUUCACCAGGUCGGUGUGAAGGUGGUCCAUGGCCGCACCCUGCUGGGCAUCAGGUACCUCAACGUUUUGGUGCGGGGCCUGAACAAAGCCAACUACGCAAUCGGGGGCCUCCUUGGGGAGGACGACCACACCGUGGCCGGUACGCCUCCCACCGACUGCGUCAGGCUCACGGGUCUUUGA